AUCAUGUGAUUUCUUGCUAUUCCCCUCCUUUUCCUCUAGCAUUGAGCCUCAGUCAGUGCACAGAGAGGGGGAAGGAUUCAAACAUUCAUUAGAAGCCACUAGAAUUACCCCGGAUGCUCAGAUGAAACAAUCUAUACUUGAGAAUAAGCUACUUUAUUUAAAAGGCUUCUGCUGGAUUCAAUGUAACUCAAAGGAAAGGGGUAGUCAGGAGCUCCCCAGAGACCCUGGAGCUGUGGUGACAUUUGUUACAUAGAAACAAGAUCAAGUUACAGUUAAGAAGAUGAAGGUUCUCUCAUUCUGCCACAGCUCCAGAGCCUGCUUCCCUCUCCCUGGGUUUAUUAUUUUCUUCUUUACUUGUUAUGUUUACAGGAUGGAAUCAGCAAAGUUCACAGUGAUUGGACCCUCUGACCCUGUCACUGCCAUCCUGGGUCAGGAAACUGUGUUACCCUGUCACCUGUCCCCCAGCAUGAGUGCUGCAAACAUGGAGGUGAGAUGGUUCCGAUCUGAGUUUGCAUCCUUUGUGCACCUGUAUCGUGAUGGGAAGGAUCAGUAUGAGCGGCAGAUGCCAGACUAUUUGGGAAGGACAGAGCUUUUGAAAGCCGGACUCACAGAUGGGAUUGUUCCCCUGAGGAUUCUCAAUAUCAGACGUGCUGAUGAAGGACGAUACCUCUGUUAUGUUCAAGAUGGUACUUUUUAUGAAGAAACUGUAUUGGAACUGCAGGUAGCAGGUCUGGGCUCUGCUCCUCUUACCUCUGUGGAGGGUCACCAAGGUGGAGGGAUUCGGGUGAUUUGUCAAUCAGCUGGUUGGUACCCGGAGCCUGAAGUGCUGUGGAAAGAUCGCAGUGGGCAACAUUUACCAUCACUCUCUGAAACAACAUCCCAAAGAGAUAACGGCCUGUUUGAAACAGAAACUGCUCUCAUUGUAAUAGAACAUUCAAACCAAAACUUGUUGUGUUGCAUCAGGAACACCGUUCUCAAUCAAGAAAAGGAAUCAGCAGUUUAUAUAGCAGAUUCCUUUUUCCCGAGGGUGAAUCCCUGGAUGGUGGCUCUGAGUGUGAUCCUGGUGGUUUUGUUUGGUUUCAUUGGCCUCACUGUUUAUCUGUUUAAAAUGAAAGGGAAACUUACUGAAGACGUUGGGAAACUUACUGAAGAAGUUGGCAAACGAGAUAUAGAAGUUGAGAAACGAGAUAAAGAAAUAAGCAAAAGAGAUACAGAAAUUGGCAAAAGAGAUACAGAAAUUGACAAACGAGAUAAAGAGAUAAGCAAACGAGAUAUAGAAAUUGAGAAACGAGAUAACGAGAUAAGGUGGAGAAGAUCCCUGGCACCUAUAGAAGAAGCGAAUGUGACUCUGGAUCCAGAGCACUCGCCAGUUGUCCAGAAACAGGACCCAGCACACAUAGAAGAUGAGGUUGAAGGGCACUAG
Mauremys reevesii (Reeves's turtle) is the source of this 1423-nucleotide messenger RNA. Its product is annotated as butyrophilin subfamily 3 member A2-like. The record is from RefSeq and is a predicted model, not a curated record. Lineage: Eukaryota; Metazoa; Chordata; Testudines; Geoemydidae. The coding region runs from base 281 to 1423 and encodes 380 amino acids. The transcript has 17 exons.